AUGUGGGGCUUACUGUCUCUUUUAUACUUCUGCAAAGGUUAUGAGCUUUUUAUAGUCCCGCACUCUCAUUGUGAUCCUGGAUGGAUUGAGACUUUUGAUUGGUACUAUGAAAAUCAAGUCAAAUCUAUUCUGAGCGGUAUUAUUACUUUGCUGGAAGAAGAUGAAAAGAGAAAAUUCGUUUGAUCUGAGAUUUCGUUUUUACAAAGAUGGUUUUCCGAUCAAUCUGAAGAUGCAAAAGUGAGGUUUAAAGAUUUCGUGAAGAAAGGACAAAUCGAAUUUGUAGGUGCAGGAUAUGUACAAAAUGAUGAAGCAUCUACUGAUAUUGAGAUGGUUAUAAGGCAAAUUGAGCAUGGGCAUCAAUACUUAAAAGACGAGUUUGGAAUUGAUAAAGUCAAGGUAGGUUGGCAAAUUGACCCAUUUGGUCAUUCUGCACUAACUCCAAGUUUAUUUUCAAAGUUUGGAUUUGAGUAUCUUGUUAUCAAUCGAAUAAACCUUGAUUUUAAAACACAAUUAAUAAACGAAGGAGAUUUAGAGUUUAUGUGAAAGGGAGUUAACUUAGGUGACGAGGAAUCGAUUUUCACACACCUCCUUUAUGAUCAUUAUACUCCUCCAGAUAUAAUUGAUCCAGGAAAUUCUCUUGAAAAUUGCUUGAUUACUGGAAAAGGAAGCAUAAUAUGAUGGUAAAUUCUAUUUAGUGCUGAAAAGCUUUACAAUCUGACUAAAGAAAGAGCAGCAGCUUAUAAAACUUCUAAUCUCAUGAUUUUAUAUGGAGGCGAUUUUUGAUAUAAAUCUAUUGAUGAAGGAAGACUAUUCUAUAGACGAAUUGAAAUGCUUCGCGAUUAUAUUAAUUCCCAAAAUUAUCCUGAUUUUUCUAUCAAAAUCGCAACUCCUAGUGAGUAUUUCAGCGCCGUAAAACAAUCCAACGCAAAAUUUUCGACAUAUGACAAAGAUUUUUUCCCAUAUAAAAUGUAUAGGCGUUUUAAUCAGCCUGCGUAUUGAACUGGGUAUUAUUCUACAAGACCGGCUUUAAAGCAAGCAAUUUCGUUUACUCAUCAACUAGUUAGAGCUGCUGAAAUUGCAAAAUCAUUAAUAAAAAAUGAGCAAUAUUUAGGUCAUCAGGCUAGCUUAGCAUUGCAUCAUGAUUCUAUAUCUGGAACGUGCAAGCCACACGUUGCGAUGGAUUUUAUGGAAAAACUUGAAGAUGAGCAAGCAAAAGCUACAUAUGCAAUUAAUGAAGUUAUAAGCAGUGUUUUUACAAACACCUCAUAUAACUAUGAACUAAUGCUUCCAUACAGAGUGAUCAUUGCAUAUAACCCAUUAAAUUGGAACAAACCAAGCCUGCUAAACAUAGAAUCAGACAGUCCUUACGUUGAAAUUCAGAGUUGAAUUAGUACUUAUAUUCCUUCACAAAGUAUUGAAAAUGAUUCAGGGAGCUCUAAAAAAUAUACAAUUUACUUCAAAGUAACUUUACCAGCUCUAUCAUUUACAACCUUAUUCAUUACAGAGUACUCCUUCCACUGUGAGUUUUGCUCAAGUGAAUCAACUUUAAAUAAUAACUCAAUUUUACAGGAUUCUGUAUAUCGAAUUGAAUUUGAUGAUUUUGGAAUGAUUAGCAAUAUCUCUACAUAUGGAAAACCUAAAUAUCAAUUGAAUCAAGAAAUAUGAAAUUAUAAUGGAAACGAUGGCGGAGCUUAUAUUUUUCAACCAGCUGAUAGCGGUAAAAAAUUAAAUGAUCUGUCAUUGAGAAAAAUAAAAAUUUGGAAUGGAAAAAUCGUUCAAAUCGCCGAAGUGGUAUGAAGUAGGGUUCAAAUGCAAGAAAACCAUAAAUUUUAUCACCAAAAAAUCAUUCUAUAUGGAGAAAAAAAAUUCAUAUGAAAAUGCGGUUUAUUUUCUAAUACAAAUGAAGAAAUUCUAUUUAGAUUCACAAGUCAAAAUAUUUCAGGCAAUGAAUGGCUGCUAACUUCAAACUCUGGAGAUUUGAGAUCAAGAAAAUAUUUCCCGGUUAAUGGCCCAGGAGAAAAAGGAUUAAAUAUGUAUCCAGUGUCAGGCGGUUUUGCAGUCAAUAUAGGGUAUGAGUAUCUAAAAAUUAUUCCAAAAUUUUCAUUAGGUGUAGCUAUAGCUAAUGAAAAUUCAUUCGAAAUUUUAAUGCACAGAAAUUUAGAUCAAGACGAUGAUUUUGGGCUUUUGGAAGGUGUUGAUGACAGAACCUUUGUGGAUUAUCAUUUCGAAAUUGAGCUUGGAGAACUUAAGCACUGUAAUUUUAAAAAAUUAUAUAUUGAGGCUAAAACUGAUGCGUAUGCGUGAUGGAUAGAAAACAAUGAAACUUUUAAACUUGGCCAUGAUAUAAAUAAUGCUCAUCAAUUUACAGGUAACUGGACUUAUUUAACUUAUUAUCUGUUUGGCUUCAAUAAUCCUGAUGUCUAUCUGUCAAGUUCUGUAAUUAAAAAAGGUGAAUUAAUUUUCAGGCUUUGAAAUUUAAAGGAUGCUUUUCAAGAUGAAUUAUUGAUUAAGAUUAACACAAUAUAGAUGGAUUCCUAUUAGUCUGGACUACUUUGACUCCAGGAAAAGUGAUCUAAACUGGCUAUAUAUAUCGGAGUUCAAAUUGUGCUUGGCCUACCAAAUUUUGCCUUUUUAAUUUUCUGGUUAUUCUCAUCUAGCCUAAGCAUUAACUUUAUAGGUUAGAGGCACCCUUUAUCGGUGCUCUGAUAAACACAAUAGACGUAGAUUAUGAGUGGCAGAAAUUUCCCUAGCUCAUCUGGAGGGCAGGGUAACUUUCGGGAGAGAAAUAAAAUUUCCAUCCUCAUCCUCAUGAAUUUCUCCAAGUGACAGAAAUACUCGUCUUUCUGCACAUAGGGAUGGGCCUUACCUACUCCAUAUGAACUCGUCUUGGAGUCAUUCUUCUGUCAGCAUGACCAUUUUAUUUCUUAUAUUUUCAAGGAAUUUCUUUUAAUAAUUAUAAGCUUGGAAGGAGGAAAUUGUUAGGCGGAUAUAGUAAUCUAUUAGCUCAAAAUGUCUGAAAUAAAAGUGGGACUGAGAUAGAUUUUGCAGAGAUGCCAAGAUCAGGAAGUACUUUUGAAUUUGAAAAUAAAAGCAAAGAUAUUUGAAAAGGAGACAUAGUACUUAAGCCCUGAGAAUUUUCAGCAUUUCAAGUAAGAAAAGCAGAAGAAAGCCAAAUAAUAACUAAUGAUAACUCAACAGACGACAAUUUUGAUGAAGAAGAAAAUGAAAUUGUGUCCAUGGAAAAAAUUCGUGCCGAAAUUAUGCAGCAAAAUGAAGGAAGAUCUGAAAGCGAGUUAAAUAGAACUAUCCAAAAAAUUUCUGAAGAAAUUGGGAUUAAAGAAAAAAUUGAAAUAAAUUUAAACACCAGUAAAAAUUCUCGAAAGGAAGAAAACGACCUGAAUUGAAAUCCAGAUAUCGUUGAGGUUAUAAAAAAUAAAUUAAAUAAUUCCCAAGGAACAAAUAUUAAAGUAAACCCUAUUCAAGGUAGCAAAAAUGCAAAUGAAAUGUGAAGAAAUAUAGUUGUGAACAACAUAGUUGAGAAAGACAAUUCUCAGGUAGGCACGCUUCAAGUUUUUGAGUAUGUUAUCAUGUUUUGCUUUUCUUCCAUUACUAUUAUCAGCCUCAUUUGGUACUUUAAACCAAAGAAAAAACGGCCAAGUCAACUUUAUUAA
Molecule: messenger RNA, 3671 nt
Organism: Blepharisma stoltei
Lineage: Eukaryota; Ciliophora; Heterotrichea; Heterotrichida; Blepharismidae
Source: the annotation of a GenBank genome assembly